Messenger RNA from Acanthamoeba castellanii str. Neff, 1218 nucleotides. RefSeq names its product C2 domain containing protein. The transcript is spliced from 6 exons. The coding region runs from base 1 to 1218 and encodes 405 amino acids. NCBI's taxonomy places the organism in Eukaryota, Discosea, Longamoebia, Acanthamoebidae. Gene Ontology annotation, molecular function: SNAP receptor activity. Gene Ontology annotation, cellular component: plasma membrane; SNARE complex. The record is from RefSeq and is a predicted model, not a curated record.
AUGUCGAGGAAAUCGGACAAAGUAAUCAUCGAGCGCGAGUCGUGGGAGACGCCAGGCAGCCCCGACUACCUGGCCGCGAAGCUCACCAUCGUCAAUGCGCAGGUGGCCCUGCGGCCCGGCCGCAAGAAGGGCCAGCUUGGCGAUGCGCCCGACCCCUACGUCGAGAUCGAGUACGCGGGCCGCAUCUGGGAGACCGCCCUGGUGCGUGCCACCCAGCAGCCCAAGUGGAACGAGACCUUCGAGGUGCCCAUCCCGCCCGAACGACGCAACCAGCUGGGCGAGAUCGGCAUCCGGGUGUGGGAUCGCAACAACAGCAAGAAGAAGGGCACCAAGGGCCAGAUCUUCCUGGGCGAGGUGCGCCUCUCGUUGGGCGACUUCGGCGGGGUGAACUUCGAGUACGUGGAGCCGCGGCGCUACCGACUGCGCGCGAGGUCGCCCACAUCCAAGGACGACUCUGUCGAUGGUAACAUCACGUUCAAGAUCGGCAUGGUCCUCCCCAAGAAGCGAGCCUUCCAAGACUUGCAUCCUACGGGACCCAACGGCGAACGCUCCACGCAGAGCUUGAUCGCCGAGUCCGAGUCCAUUGCCGAUGACUCGUAUGAAAGCGUCAUGCGCUCGCUGGCACUCGCAGAGAACACGCGCCAAAUCGGAGCCGACACGCUCGAGAGCCUCGGCAAGCAGGGCGACCAGCUCCGGCGGAUUCAGGAGGAGAUGGACGACAUCGAGGAGCUGCAGGAUCGUGCUGACCGCUCGAUGCGGACCAUCACCUCCGUGGGUGGUGCUCUGGCCAACAAGUUCGCCCCGAAGAAGAGCCGCAGGGACCACGUGACGAAGGGCGACAAGAUGCGGGACAAGCAGAAGCCGGGACGAGACACGGCGCUGGAAGAGGCCGAGGAGGAAGAGGAGGAGCGCAUCCGCCAGCACAAGCGAUCGGGCCAGCACUUCCGCGGCAAGCACAACGACCGCGGCGACCGCUCGUCGAACCUCUACAAGGAGGACUUCUCGCACCUCGGCCAGGACUCGCAGCAAAAGAUCAAAGAAACCGACAAGGGUCUCGACCGGAUAUCCGAUCUGCUCGACGACAUGAAGCUCAUCGCGCUCGACAUGGGCGAUGAGAUCAACGACCACAACAGGAGGCUGGAGAUCCUCAACCGCGACAUCGACACGGCCAACGUGCGCAUGAAGCAAACCAACCGGAAGAUCAAGGAUCGCCUCUGA